AUGGUUCAUGCUACAGCUAAGAGCCAGAGAGUCGGUGGACCCCACAAGAGGAAAGCAGCCCUGAAAAGGGCUCAGCAAGCCCUGUUCCCAGAGGUACCAGUCUUUCCUCAGCCCCCUGCAUACUCCAGGGCCAUUUUUAAUCCUGACAGGUUUUUAAAAAAUGGCUCUCCAAGCCCUGGACCUGCACCUGGCAACAUAGCAAAAUGUACCAAGAAGGUCAGAAUUGUUGGUAAAUAUGGAACAUAUUAUGGUGCAUUUCUCAGGAAAAUGGUGAAGAAAAUUGAAAUUAGCCAGCACACCAAGUAUACCUGUUCCUUCUGUGGCAAGACCAAAAUGAAGAGAUGUGCUAUGGGUAUCUGGCAUUGUGGAUCAUGUAUGAAAACAGUAGCGGGUGGUGCAUGGACCUAUAAUACCAUCUCUGCAGUCACAGUCAAAUCUGCCAUCAGAAGACUGAAGGAAUUGAAAGACCAGGAAAAGCUUUUACUUAACAAAUUUCUGUAGCCCAAAAGUUCAUCAAUAAAUUGGUUAAUUUAUGUAAUAAAAAAAUUCCAGUUGAGAGUGCCUUCUCCUCUGAGAUUAUGUCCCCUCUCUUCUGUAUUUUUCUUGUAUGCAUCUAGUUAUUUUACGUUUUUUUCUUUCAUUAGGAUAUAAACUUCUACCAGAAACUUUUUUUUGCUUUUUUGUGCUUAAUAAAUGUUUUUUUUUUAAUUUUAAAAGAAAAGGUGGUUGACAAGGAGGUUAUGAAGGUGAGUUGAGAAGAAGAAAUGAAUUAAAGAAGUAUUGAGGGCGCAAU
Messenger RNA from Monodelphis domestica (gray short-tailed opossum), 793 nucleotides. The record is from RefSeq and is a predicted model, not a curated record. NCBI's taxonomy places the organism in Eukaryota, Metazoa, Chordata, Mammalia, Didelphimorphia, Didelphidae.